This is a messenger RNA of Contarinia nasturtii (swede midge), 2265 nucleotides long. RefSeq names its product polypeptide N-acetylgalactosaminyltransferase 1-like. The transcript is spliced from 10 exons. The record is from RefSeq and is a predicted model, not a curated record. Lineage: Eukaryota; Metazoa; Arthropoda; Insecta; Diptera; Cecidomyiidae. Bases 14 to 1738 code for a protein of 574 amino acids. Gene Ontology annotation, cellular component: Golgi apparatus.
AAGUACAAAACCUAUGGCUGCUUUCAUUUUGAGAAAACAGAAAUUUUCAACAAAAAAUUUGCUGUGCAUCGUUAUUAUUGGUUUACUUUAUCUCAUUUUGGCACAAAGAAAUGCACCUCGUUAUUCCAAUAAUGAUUUACGUCCCAGUUCCCGUAAUAAUUCCCAUUCAAAUUGGCCGUUUAAUAUACCACAACAGUAUGAUCAACAAUAUUUACAUGAAUGGAACGAGCCAAUUAAGGUGAAUGUAUCAAAUCCUUCUGAUCGUGGUGAGGGUGGAAGUGCAUUUUAUCCAAGACUUGAUGAAAAAGAAUUAAUGAAAAAGCUUCGUAAGGAGCAUAAUUAUAAUGCAUUUGCAUCUGAGAAAAUUUCGAUGCGUCGCUCCUUGCCUGACUAUCGUUUUCCUGAGUGUCGAAGCUUAAUUUAUCCAAACAAAUUACCAACAGCAACUGUGAUAAUUGUUGUGCACAAUGAGAUAUGGGCCACACUGUUACGCACAGUUUGGAGCAUCAUUGAUCGUUCGCCGCGUGAACUCAUUGAUGAAAUAAUUAUAGUGGAUGAUGCUAGCACUUGGACACAUCUUAAACAGCCUCUUGACGAUUAUGUUAAAACACUUCCGGCCAAUAUUAAGAUUAUGCGCACAGAAAAACGAGAAGGAUUGAUAAGAGCUCGACUGAAGGGUGCCAAUGUGGCCAAAGGGAAUAUUUUGGUUUUUCUUGACGCUCAUAUCGAAUGUACAGAUGGAUGGUUACCUCCAUUACUCUCUCGAAUCGCUUGGAAUCGUUCAGUAGUAGCUGUACCUCUUAUAGACAAUAUUGGAAUUGAAGACAUGAAAUACAGGACAUUGCCGGUCAACAUGAAUGGUAUUCAUUGGACUUUGAUUUUCGAUUGGUCUCCACUUCCUCAAAGGGAAAUUAUUCGAACGAAACAUGAUAGAACUGCUCCAAUACGAACACCAACCCACAUUGGAUGUGCCUUUGCCAUGGAUCGUGAAUUCUUUUUCGAAAUUGGUUCAUACGACGAAGGAAUGGACAUCUGGGGUACAGAAAACCUAGAAUUGGCAGUGAGAACUUGGAUGUGCGGUGGAUCACUGGAGAUAUUGCCUUGUUCUAGAGUGGCACAUUUAUUUCGAUCGUCAACUUAUUCGUUUGAUGGAAAUAAAAAUGAAAUAAAAGUUCGAAAUAACAACCGUUUCAUUCAAGUGUGGAUGGACGACUUCAAAGAUUAUAUUUAUGCAGCGUUUCCAAAAUGGAAGAGUAUUCCAACGGGUGAUUUGACAGAGCGAAUAAAUCUGAGAAAAAAACUCCAAUGUAAAAGUUUUCGAUGGUACCUUGAGAACAUUUAUCCAGAAAGUGCAUGGUUAAAGCCUUUCAUUACAAUGGGAACUAUAAGAAAUGGAUUGCACAAUAUAUGUUUAGAUGCAUACACAAUGACAGUAUCACAAGCACUUAUACCGUAUACAUGCCAUGGUGAAGGUGGUGCACAAUUCUUCGCAUUCACUGUUCAUGGCCAAAUGAUGACAUGGAGAUUGUCAUGUGUGGGAAUUCAAGGGAAAUCCGUUGUUUUAGUUUCAUGCAAUGAAGACGACAAAUAUCAACAGUGGGACUAUAACAAAGAGAAACACUGGAUAGUGCAUCGAGAAAGCAGUUUGUGUAUGCGAAAAAACCAAACUGGUAUCGUACUAGAUACUUGUAAUCAAUCUGACAUUGAAAUGAAAUGGGAAAUUGUAUCAAAUGUAUGAAGAAAAUAAUGAGAAAUUUAAAUUGUCGUCAAUUAAAAUUGCACAAUUCGGUCAAAAAAAAAAUUGUCACUAUUGUUUGAAGAUGAUUACUUACAUAUUAGUAAUAAAAUUAGUUUAUUUUCGAGAAAUAUAAAAUUACCAAAAUAUUUUUAUUCAGUCAAGAAAGAUUGAGAUCGUUAAACAUAGAGAGAUUCAAUAACAAUGAUAUCCGAGGGGGAAACCACGGAUUCUAAUAUGUGCUAAUUUUUUCUAAUAUUUCUAGUAAAACGCCAUAUGACAUGUACAUUUGACAUCUUUCUAAAAUGUUCUAGUUUUUCUAGUAUCGAGUUCGUGGGUAACCCCAAGAUGAUAUCUGUCAAUGUAAAUGGAAAAUGGUGUACCAUUGAAUUAUUCGUGAGCCACGAAUCGUGGUUCUCUUGUGUACACAAAGAAUUUUACCGAUUCUAUGGGCAAUUUAUUUAUUCAAAUACGGAGUGCAAUAACUAUGAAACGGAUCAUGCUGUUCUCAUCGUUGGAUACGGAAUAGA